Messenger RNA from Anarrhichthys ocellatus (wolf-eel), 1753 nucleotides. It is a transcript of the gene bag2, whose product is annotated as BCL2 associated athanogene 2. The record is from RefSeq and is a predicted model, not a curated record. Lineage: Eukaryota; Metazoa; Chordata; Actinopteri; Perciformes; Anarhichadidae. The transcript is spliced from 3 exons. Gene Ontology annotation, molecular function: protein-folding chaperone binding; adenyl-nucleotide exchange factor activity. The coding region runs from base 250 to 1002 and encodes 250 amino acids. Gene Ontology annotation, biological process: protein stabilization.
GCAGACUAAAGUCCUAGUACCCAUUGAGUGGAAAACCUCAUACAGAUAUUUCCUAAAUAUAGAAAUAGCAAAACAGUUCUAUUUACACAUCAGAAACUGACUGAAAUUACAGCUUCAUCUAAGUAUGUAUGGGGACCCGCUAGAGCUUUUUCAGCGACCUGUAGAGGUCCUCGGACCUGAAGUUGGGAGACACUGUCCAGGGCUUCUCGAGAAUCUUCUGUUAGGACAGAGGGAAGGAAGUUGCAGCCCAUGUUAGGAGAUGUUCCCCCUGGACCGCGACUGCAGUCAGCAGUGCACAGUGUCGAUCGCACACAAGGAUUCCUCUCCGGGACGGAUCAUUAUCAUAAUAAUAAUACAUCUAAAUCAUUCACGAUCAUGGCUCAAGCUAAGAUACAGGCGAAAAUGAACGAGGCUACGUGCAGCAAGUUCAGCAGGACGCUGUCCAUGGCAGAUCGCUCCGGACAACUCCUGGAAAGUUUGGAUCAGCUGGAAAUGAGGGUGGAGACUUUACGCGAAACAGCUUCGGCCAUGGAGGUGGAGAGGGAGUUCAUCCUGGAAAUGAUUCAGUCCUUACAGAACGGACAGGAACUGCGAAACAUCAGUGCUGGGGAGAGAGAAGAGUUGUCUUUAACAGCAAACCGUCUAAUGGGCCGGACGCUGUGCGUGGAGAUCUCCAUCGGCACGAUCAGGAACUCCCUGCAGGAGGAGGCGUUGCGCAAUGCCACAUCUGUAAUCGAUGAGAUAGUGAAGAAGUUGCUGGACGAUAUGGACGGCGGGCGGCAGCAGCUGCUGGCCGUGCACGCUGCCUGUGUGACCGAGGCCCCGCCCGUCCCCAUCGACCAGAAGUUUCAGGCCAUCGUGAUCGGCUGCGCCCUGGAGGACCAGAAGAAGAUCAAGCGCAGGCUGGAGACGUUGCUGAGGAACGUUGACAAUGCUAAGAAGAACAUCAAGAUUAUGGAUCACCAAAAACUGGAGGACCCAAAAACCAAUGGCAGUCAAUAAGACUCGUCACCAAAACAUGAAAUGUGUCAUAAAGCCACAAACCUCAACCAGAACUGCCCUCAUCAUGUACUAACUUUCAUAAGAUGACACGUAGCACCAAGACCAGUCCCUUUAUUAAAUGAUACUGAACCAUAGGGCCAAACAACAGACACCAUCAUUCUCCAUAACUUCUGGGCAGAAUCAAGUGUUACCUUCAAAUUAUUAACACUGACCUACUUUAAAUAUAUUGUUAAUGUCUAUACCUAGUACACAAUGUGUGUUCACAUAUACACUGAAGUAAGAAGGAAAAGAUACGAUGGCCUAGUGCUCCAUUGGAGGUGUGAUCACAGUUUAUUGUAAAAUCCACUGCUUGAAAAACAAUGAAUUUAAUGUUGAAGUAUAUCUAUGUAUUUUUUUUUCUGUUUCGUUGUCUCACCUUUUAAAUCAGGCACUUGGUAAUGCCUCUGGAUGUGCACUGCAUACACUACCUCUGUGUGAAGGCAACACUAAUCACGCUGUGGAUUUUAGUUCCUGUUUGCACAAAGCAUGUCAGAUUAUGUGUCAAAACUUUGAUUAAAAAAAAAAAAAAAAAAACUGUCGAUGAAGCAGAUUACUCAGGUUGGAUCUAUAGACUGAGCCCUGUUGGCAUCACAUAUGUCUUUAAACAGAGAUCACAGCAAUCUUUUACUGAAUGAAGUUACAGACAAAAGGACGAUAGUAACAGUGCUGUAGCCCCAUGCUUGUCAGCUUCAAAGAUCUUGGUAAGUCUGAC